CCUGUCAACGUUGGUAGUACAACGAAGCCUUUCAUAUUCACGUGCAUAGGAACUUACAACAUGUUUUAGCAGUGCAUAAUUAUGGUCGAGGGCCUUAUUCAUUAAUUUACGGAUUGAAAAUGGGUCGAUUUGAAAGUCGUCUAGCAACAUCAACCGAUGAAUCAACCCUGUACGAUAUCCUCUAUGAGUACGUCAUCGAACAGAACUUGGGAGAAGAAUUCACGAAUUCACAACAAAAUUUUAUAAAUCAUUUCAACCUUGGGCACUUUUCGGCGCUUCUCACCGAGGUUAUAGAUGAGACAGAAUGCAAGAGAGAAGUUAUUGGAUGCGCCUUCCUUUCCUUUCCAUAUAAUUACAUUGCUGGUCGGGCAUGUUUUCUACACUGCUGUUAUGUGAAGCCAGCCUUCAGAGACCAUGGGCUCCAGCCUGAAUUGAUAAAGCUAGCCAAAAAGGUUUCUGUAGAUAAAGGAACCCGCGCCAGCGUGAUGACUGUAUGUGGGAAAGACGGUACAUUCGAAUCAGCCUUGGAAGCUGAAGGAGGGAUCAAUAUGACCACCAUGCCGUCAGGUCCUGGUGAUUUCUGGGAGAUGCAGAAUCACUCGACUAUACCAGAGUUUUCGGAUGACGAUUAUGUGAUUCGUGAAGGGACACCUGAAGACCUAGAUGACGUAUACGCUUUAUGUGAAAAGCUGAUUGAGUAUGAAAAAGUGGAGGAGUUUGUAUCGAAUACCAAAGAAGAAUUUGUAAGCGAUGGCGGAGUGGAUGAAGCCCUGUACGGAACAGUCAUUUUAGAACAUCGGCGUCGUGUUGACGACCAUGAGGACACCGUCAUCCAUGAUAUCAUCGGAUGUGUACAAUAUUCAAAGAUGUAUCAUGCAUUGAAAGGAAAUACAUAUUACCUACAAGGACUCUAUAUCGAACCAGGUCAUAAAGGAAAAGGAUUGGGUAAGGCAUUAGUCCAAGCAGCACUACAGAUUUGCAAGGAUCGCAAUGGUGACGGAUUCAUCUUCAUGAUUAUGACUGAAAACAUCGUAUCACAAUCACUCUUCAAAUCACUCAAGGGUAUUAACAUGACUCAAUCAAAACAUAACGUAACAUCAUACUUACUCAGGUAACAAGAUAUUGCAAGCACAUAUCACUGGUAGAUUAAAUUUUAAUUUCGAUCAUAGAAGGUUCAAAGAUCUCGUGUAGAUUCUUAAUCAAAAUCUAUUCCCCUUUAUCUUAAGCAGCAAGGAAUUAACGAUGAAGGUAGCUAUCAAAUCCAAAGUUUCCAUUGUUUUUGCGACAAUAAUUGGAAAUUAAGCAAAGCCAUAUAACUCUUAAACAAUAUAAAAUAAGGUUUUGCCACAAAAAGAGAGACAGAGAGAAGAGAACAAAGAAAAUAGCUACAAUAUUAUUGGGCCGAAUAAGGAACGGUUAUUUUAGCAGCAGUUGCUUGGUAAUCACCUGCCUCUGACAUUUCUAUGUUUUCUAUACUUUAUAAAUUAUAAUUAUGUGCUCAAACCCUCUACCCUUAUAUUAGGAGUCAAUUGAGUGAGCCAUUAACGACACUUCAACCGAUAGAGUUGAUUUUAUUGGCCCGUCUUUGCGGGUCCAUGAAUAAGCUUGUUUUCGGCUCAUGAUUCCACUUUUAUUUCAAACAUGGCUGCCACUCGUAAUUUACUGAGAAUGAAAGCAAAGGCAUAUUAAACUUGCUUAUUGCAAAUUAUGAAAUUCAACCACUAGUCAAAUAAGUGUGCAAAUACAGGUUUAAAACGCAGAAGCACACACGUGCAUGGAGCAAAUAAAUACGAAUGUAAGAAUAAGGGAUGAGAGUAAAAUAAAGAGAUAAGACACCUUGUGAAAGAUGAAAGAAGGAGUGUGUGACUAAUGUGCUUCUACCUCUGUUUUGCCCUUAUGAUUUGCAUACGUGAUGAAUUUUUCAAUAAUUCAUUUUGUAUUUACUUCUCCUUUUCGGGGUCUAUAUAUCAACUUUUUAAUUUACAUGUAUAUUGAUAUUUGUAUAGUGCAGCUGGAUGAUUUUCAAUCUGUACCUUAUUUUGCUAUUUUCUGUAUGUCCUUGUAUAUUAAAGAUAAUAACAAAUUGAGGAUUUUGUUUCAAAAAA
Strongylocentrotus purpuratus (purple sea urchin) is the source of this 2105-nucleotide messenger RNA. RefSeq lists its product as uncharacterized. Bases 120 to 1115 code for a protein of 331 amino acids. Gene Ontology annotation, molecular function: N-acetyltransferase activity. NCBI's taxonomy places the organism in Eukaryota, Metazoa, Echinodermata, Echinoidea, Camarodonta, Strongylocentrotidae. The record is from RefSeq and is a predicted model, not a curated record. The transcript has 8 exons.